This is a messenger RNA of Arctia plantaginis, 453 nucleotides long. Lineage: Eukaryota; Metazoa; Arthropoda; Insecta; Lepidoptera; Erebidae. The record is from the annotation of a GenBank genome assembly.
AUGAGGCAAGAAAGCACAAGAGCAAAAGAAAAGAGACAAGAGCACAAGAACGAAGCAACAGGAUCAAGAGAAGACACAAAACAGAGUAGAGGGAGAAACGAAAAAGAAAAAAAACCAAGCAGAAACAGAGGCCAACAACACAGUAAAAAGAAAAAAGGCAAAGAGGAGUUAAAAGACAGGAAGAAAGGAGAAGAAAACAAAAAAAGAACAAAGGAAGAAUCCGCAAAGCAAAGCAGAGGGAGAGAAGAAAAAACAGGAAAGAACACAAAAGCAAAAAAACCAGGAAGAAAAAAGCCAGAAGAGGCAAGAAGAAAACAAGCAGAGUCCAAGCAAGAGGCAAGCAACAACAGAAAGAUAAAAACAGAGAGCAGCAGCAGAAAUAGGAAAAAGACCAAAGAGCAACAGACAAAAAACACCAGGAAUGACAAAACAAAAACCAAGGAGGGAGACUAA